AUGGAAGGCAGUGAUGGCAAUCAAAGCAGGGAUGAGGAGGCAACAGAUGAAGAAGACCAGGCAUCACUGGCAUCUUUGAAACCUUUGGAAAGCAACUACCAACAAGACACAACGGAUGCACUUGGGAUUGGCAAGAACUCCUGGGCAAUGAACAUGCUCUCCGUGAUGUUGCCCUGUGAUGAUGAUUGUGACGAAGAAGAAGAAGAAGAAGACAUCUUCAAACGAUCUUUGAAAUCCUUCCAGAAACCGAUUGAUGUGCUUAAAGACGACAAGAAUUCGUGGGCAACAGGGACACUGUCCAUGAUUGUUGCCGAAUGA
Molecule: messenger RNA, 318 nt
Organism: Seminavis robusta
Lineage: Eukaryota; Bacillariophyta; Bacillariophyceae; Naviculales; Naviculaceae
Source: the annotation of a GenBank genome assembly